CCAUGAUUCAUAUCAUCAUAAUCGUGUCCAAAUCCAAAAUUGUAUUUACGAUUAGAUGGUUCAAAAACUACCUUCUUAAUUUUCUCAUAUUUCAGUGCGUUGUGCUCAAAUAAGAUCAAAUAUUCACAAUGUGGGAUCCAACUCACGUACAAGUUACUGUUCAAAAAGCUCGUGGACUUUUAAUUAAAGGGAAAAACGGAACAAAUAAGUGUUUUGUGACUAUUGCUCUUGGCAAGCAGAAAUUCCAAACAUCCGUGAAACAUAAAGCUACUGAAAAUGUCGAUUGGCAAGAGGAGUGUGAUUUACCUAUUCCAACACAAGGAAAUACCGCUGAAAUUGUUUUGAAAGUCUGGGACGAAGACAUUGUUAAAGACCAUUUAUUAGGUCAAGUAUCGAUUCCGUUAAAAGACCUCGAUGUUUACGAGAGGCCAAGAAACCGUUGGUACACUCUACAGGGUAAACCAGGUAAAGAAAAUGAUAAGAAAAGAGGCGAAUUAGAGGUGAAGAUUGGUUUCACUGUCAAAGAAGGUAGCCUAAAUGAUCUAAGUAAGAAAGAUAAACACAAAUCGUCCUUAUCUAGUAUUGCCCAAAACGUUGGUGGCAGUCUCAUGAGUAUUGGCAGUAUCGAAAAACGGAAAAGUCUGAAGAAAUUUGCCAAAAAUCUUGGAUCUAAAAUUAAUUUAAAUAAGAAGGAUAAAAAGAAUGAUUCAUCCUCUCUUAGUGGGAGUAUUGGAAAUCUCAAGAACCCAGUAAUAUCCACAACAGAUCACUCUACACCUAAAAGGCUACAUGAAGAAGCUGAUCCCGGUGUAAUCAGUGAAGACGAAGAUGAAUUUGCUUUUGAUGAUCUAUCCCACAAGAGCUCAGCAAGUUCACUGAAUGUCCACUCAUACUUGCCCAGAGGAUAUAAGUAUACUCCAUCACCAGUAAAUGCAUCAUUAGAAAAUUUAGGAGGUGGAGAGUUCUUGAGAAGAUCAACAAGUAGCAACUUGGCUAAUUCUGAUAAGUCAGUGCCACAAAAACCAGUACGACUAAGUUUGGACACUUUCACACCACCACAAGCACCAACGCAAGUGAUUGACAAGAAUGAUGAAUGGUCUCAGAAAUUAUAUUCCCGUCCUAAAUCCAACAGCCAAAGCACAAUUGAGAGAGAGAAAUCAUCAAGUUUGGAAAGGAAUAAUAAACUUGAUAGUCCUAGUUCUUUAAAAGAAAAACCAAGUCCUAAAUUCUUUAAGAAAUUUGGAAGCAAUAAUAAAUCAAAGAAAUUAUUAGAGGAACGUAUUAUAGUUGGUGAGGAAAAUAUUGUUGAAGAAGAUUCAAUUAAUCCAGCAUACAACAGCAUUCCUAAGUCAGUGUUACAACAGUUUGAUGGCAAGUCACGGGAAGAUCUAAUUGUCCUUAUCCAUCAUUUACAAAAGGAUGCAGAAAUAGAAAAGAAGAAAAACAAAGACUUGGAAAACUAUUUAGAUGAACUUUUACUUAGGGUGAUGGAGACAACACCUAGGAUUCUACAAAAUCCAUACCAUAGAAAUAACAGUAUGCACAUCAGAAAUAAGUGAUGUACUUGAUUGGGUACAAAUUAUCCAGUUAAAGGAUGACAUUGUUAAUGAUAAUUUGGCAUGACUGUUCCGAUAUUUGGUAAAAUUAUUAAUUUAUAUACCAUGUUAGAAACUCUAAUUGAUAUAACCAUAACAUUAUUUAUUAUAUUUCAUAUGUUAAUGCCAUUACCAAAUUUCAAAGUUAAUAAUUACAUAUAUGUUUUGAGAAUGUAAAUAACUCGGUUCUUACCUAUAUAUAUUUAUAUUAAAACUUAUUAUUAUUUCUAUUAUAAUUAUUUGUAAAGAAUUAUAUAAUCAAUUUUCUCUCUCAGUUAUGUGUGGCAAAUUAGUCAAGGACUUUUUUAGUUUCAUGACUUAAUAGCCACAAUUAUUUUGGUUACAAGAAAUGACUAAAUCAGGUAGUAGCAUAUUAUUUUUCUGGCUAUGUCAAUUAGUAUUUCCAAUGACAAUAUGUACUACAACUGUAUAUAGAUUUUUUUCUCUCAGUAUGUGUGCAUGCAUAUCAUAAUCACAGGGAAAGCACUUGGUAACUAAUUCCCUUUUAGUACUAAAAGUUAAGACCUAUUAACAAAUUUCAUUAUUGAAUACUUUUUUCCAUUUCUUUUAAAUGCAGAAAAUGGCUUUACUGAAAAUGUUACAGUGCAUUAGAAAAAAAUUGUUAAUUACACUAUUUAAGAAUCUUAGGGUUUAAUUUGAACAUAUUUAGCAUAGAAAAAAGUAUGCCAUCUCAACAUUUCUAACUGUUAUACAUUUAUGCAGUGAAAGGAUCAGACACAGCUUGUUUGGUAUUUCUGUAUUAGUUUUAUUAUCAUGUUUGCGACCAUACUGAUAUGAAUUUAACACUUAUGUAAAUCACUUUAGUUGUUACAUUUUGUUUCUUAAUUUACUUUAAUACUUUCAUAAACUUAAAAAUCCAUGGAGAAAGUAAUAUGUUGAAAGUAAUAGUGCUAUAAUGUCAAGCUAAUGGUAUAAUAUUCUUGACUUUCGUCACAUUAAAAUGAAUAACAAUCUAUUUAAUAUUCUAAAUGUUGUGCCUUAUGUAUAUGUAUGUAUCUGUGAUAAAAAUUGGUUAAAAUUUAAGUAAAUUUAUGCAAAUUGGUUUCAAAUUUCUAUCAGGAUUUCAUUAUCAUUUUAAACAUUUGUAAUAGGCCCUGUUUGUACAAAUUAUUGUAGACACAACUUACAAUUAAGUGAAAUAUUGGUCUGACCCAACAUAAUGCAUAUUUAUUGUAAGAAUAUAUACUUAAUAUAUUAUAAAUAAGUAUAUUAUAUAAAUAUGUGCCAAACUUUUGUCCCGCAUCGUAUAGAUACACUCAGAAUUUUUUUUUUAUUUAAAUUGUAAAAUGGCCUUGAUAUUUUGAUAAGUGAAAGAGAAAUAAAUAUUGAUAGGUAGAUAGGAGGUGAUGACAUACAAGCUAUAUGUCAUAUAAUAUGACUCAUAUUAUUUAAUUAUCUAAAGUCUUUUAUAUUAUACGUAAUAUGCAAUACUCCUAACUUACUAUUUAUUUACUUACAUAGUAAUAGUUAAGUUUAGGAAGUUGGGAAGUAAUGAAGCUUAACAUUUGGAAAAUCUCAUUGUUUACAUAUAUAUAUAUAUAUAUGAAAUGUAGGUAGGCUAUAUACAGAGAGAUAAUAUUUAAUGGAACUGCCAGCUACUGAGUACCAACUAAUAAUAAUAACAUAUAGUUGUUAUUAGUAUAAUCUUGCAAGAGUCAUAUAUAUGUCUUACUCAUAUGGUUGGCAGGGAUUAAAGAAUCCAAUGUAACCAAUAUCUAUAGAAAUUACAUGUUAUAGUCAAAGAGAACAAAAUAAUAAUGUUAUAUAUUUACAAAUCAUAGUAAUUUACUUGCAGGAUGAAUUAAAAGCUACAGAAUGCCUGGGUUACUAUAUUAUAGAAGGAAUUUAGUGCAAAGUUUUACUUUAUUUAAAAUUAUAUAGUUUAUGUAAUAUCAGAUAUUGAACAUUUACAGUUAAAUAUUUUAAUCGCAAUUAUCACAGGGUUUAAAUAAAUUGCUUACAUGUUAUUUAAGUGUCAUAGUUUAGUCUAGUUGUGAUAUCAAUCAUCCUAUGCCUUGGUAUAGGAUGUUAAUGUUAUUUACAAUUCUUUUUUUUUAAAGGUUCAAAUGCACAGAACAAAGUUGUAAUUUUUGUUUAAGGGUUUGUGCAAGAGUACACUGUCGGGACACUAGUGGACGAUGAUAGAAUCUAUGAAGUCAAGUCCGCCCAUUGUGGUGAAUUCAACACGAAUUAGCCAUAUUGGUUUUUUUUGAUGACUGUGUGGAGGUUAAUGUACAAUAUAUUGCUAGCAAUGGAAACACUAGUCGCCAUUACUAACAAUCUCCUUCCCCCAACCCCUUUGGUUGUAUUAUAUGAUUUAGAAAAAAGUAAAUUUUUUUAGGUAUUAUAUUUAAUAAUAAGUUUUUUUUAAAUACUACCUAAUAUGUUUUGAUUUAUAAUUUACUAUAAAUAAGUAAUAAUAUAAUAGUAAAUAUGUAGUAAGGUAGUAAGAAUUCUAAAAGAAAAUCAUAUAUUUAGUAAAAGCAACACAUAAUUUAUUUUUAUAGAUAUAGACUACCAACUCUUAAGAUUAUUAGUCUUCUAAAAGUUAAGAGUAAAGUAUGUUUAAAUAAUUAAAAAUAUAUUCAAAGAGCAUGCAACCUUUUAGUUUCCAUGUAUACUAAUAUAAGUGUUCUGUACCUACUUAUUUAAUAAACAUUAACAUUUUGUUAAAUGCUGCAGUUUUAUUUUAA
Molecule: messenger RNA, 4309 nt
Organism: Achroia grisella
Lineage: Eukaryota; Metazoa; Arthropoda; Insecta; Lepidoptera; Pyralidae
Gene: Rip11
Product: rab11 family-interacting protein 2
Exons: 1
Coding region: 129-1559 (476 amino acids)
Biological process (GO): regulated exocytosis
Cellular component (GO): intracellular membrane-bounded organelle
Molecular function (GO): small GTPase binding
Source: RefSeq, a predicted model, not a curated record